CGUUCACAUAUCUCGGCCUUGUUCAACAGCACUGGACGCACGCAACCCGUCUCAUGCAACUCUAGGCUAUGGCAUACACUAUUUGGAAGUUGGUGUUUCUGCCGCAAGCACGCUUGUGAUGGUUGGCCGUUCGCUGUUUGUCAAAGAUCCAUGUACGUCGACAGCCACAACACGUGAUGUUCGCUCAGCUUCCUGAAGAGGCAGUGAGCUACGUCGUCCAGCCUCGACACCGCGUCGUGCUUGAACCCUGCAGCAGCAUGGUCCCGCCAAACCCUCCAACAAUCGGACAAACAGAUGCAUCGAAGCGAUCCAGGAAACAACGCACUCUCAAACAAAUGCAUGCAAGCGAUAUGGCGGCCUCCGUUCCAGCUGUGUACAUCCGUGGGGGCACAAGUAAAGCUUUGUUUUUCCAUGAAUACGACAUACCACCAGCCGGAGCAGCUCGGGAUCGCUUCCUGAUGCGGGUUAUGGGUUCUCCAGAUCCCAUGCAGAUUGAUGGCAUGGGAGGGACAUAUCCUGUCACGUCGAAAAUAGCCAUCAUCCGCCCAUCUGAGCGUGAGGAUGCCGAUGUCGACUUCAUCUUUGUGCAAGUGUCUGUACAAGAUAGUUUCGUUGAUUACAACGCGGGCUGUGGGAACAUCUCUGCGGGAGUUGGUCCCUUUGCAAUCAACGAAGGACUCGUUAAGGAGAGGCGAAUCACGGAUGUUGUCGAGAAUUACACGACGCAGGAAGUAAGGAUGUUCCAGCCACUCUCCACAAAGAAGGUCCUGGUAGCACAUGUUCCGAUCGAUGUACGGACUGGCCGAUUCGUAGAGAAGGGCGAUUAUGCCAUCGCUGGCUGCCCAGGUACUGGCUCACCGAUACUCAUGGACUAUCGUCAUACUGUUGGUGGAGCUGUCAAGCGAGGACUCAUGCCCAACGGUGAGCCGCUGUCGAAAAUGCAAUUAGAUGAUGGCAGGGUGAUUGAGUACACUAUCUGCGAUGCUGCGCACAUCAUAGCCUUUGCACGAGCUAGCGACUUUGGCUUGCAAGGUGACGAGCACCCCAAGAAGAUCAAUGAAGACCGCACAUUACUGGCUUUAGUACGAGAGUUUCGUGGCAAGGCAGCUCACAACGUAGGCAUGUGUCGGAGUCCGGAAACAGUCGACCAAGACUCACCAAUCCUACCAAUGGUCGCUCUUUUGUCUGAAUGCCCAGAUGGCGAUGGAGCACAUAUUCAAUCGAGACUAUUUCUUGAUAAUGCUUGCCACUCCGCAAUGGCUGGCGCUGGAGCGACCUGUACGGCCGCUUGCAGUCGUGUUCCCGGCAGCUUGGUGGCGAAGAUCAUGAGAGAGGGCGCCGAGAACGACGGCAUCUUCAAUGUGAAGCAUCCUGGUGGAGUGUUGCCGAUCACCAUUGCCACGCGUGAGGGCCUCGGAGACGGUGAUCCAGCUUUCGAGACUCUGUCUUUCGGUCGUACUGCAAGGUACUUGUUUCGGGGUGAGGUCUUCGUACCAGAUGAUCUACAAAGGAAUUGAAGGUGAAGCUACUUAGUGGAUGCAUGCUUCAGCUGGUAAUCUUGAGGUGCUGGAGAGGACAGAUGGCAGAACGUCCCAUUUUCAUGUGCUUGAAUGCCGCACUUCUAGGCAGGGUCGUCCUCCAAUGUGACCCCCAAG
Molecule: messenger RNA, 1655 nt
Organism: Cercospora beticola
Lineage: Eukaryota; Fungi; Ascomycota; Dothideomycetes; Mycosphaerellales; Mycosphaerellaceae
Source: RefSeq, a predicted model, not a curated record